AUGAGAUUUGAGGGUGAAGAGGUUCCAGAAAGAAGGUUCAGUGGGACAAUCGUUGGCUUUGAGGAUAAUGCUUCAUCUAGGUGGCCUGAUUCAGAAUGGAGAUCUUUGAAGGUUCAAUGGGAUGAACCUGCCUCAAUUUUGCGUCCAGAUAGAGUUUCACCAUGGGAGAUAGAACCACUUGUUGCAACACCUCCACCAAACUCCCAGCCCCCACAAAGGAAUAAGCGGGCACGACCCCUUAUUGUGCCUUCGUCAGUGCAAGAUCUUUCUUCACAUGGUACGUGGAAAUCGCCAGUUGACUGCACUUCAGCAUUCUCCUAUCGUGAUCCAUCACGUGGACGAGACAUCCAUCAAUCGCCUAGAUUUGGUUCUGGUACCAUAGUCAGCAAUCUGAGUUACAAUGAGAUCAUGCAUCCAGUUUCUAGCAAUUCAAUGUACCAGAGCAAUCAAGUAGAAACUGCUGCAGAUUCAUUUACACCAGUUAGUGAAAAGAGACAGGCCAAUUGCUGCAGGCUUUUUGGGAUUGAGCUGCUUGACAGUUCAACAGUUGAAGACACUGCACCAGCAGUUGUGUCUGGGGUUACGAAAGAGGAUUCUCAAAUUCCAGCCUCAGGUGCUGAAUCUGAAAAAAAUUCUGAGCCAUCAAACCAUAAUCCAUCUGAUAUUCCUUCAGAAAGUUUUGAGCCUGAAAAGUCAUGCCUAAGAUCUCCCCACGAACCACAAAGCAGGCAAAUUCGAAGCUGCACCAAGGUUCAUAUGCAAGGCAUUGCGGUUGGGAGGGCAGUUGAUCUAACCAAGUUUGAUGGCUAUGAUGAUCUUCUCAAAAAAUUUGAAAUGAUGUUUGAGAUUGAAGGGGAACUCUGUGGGUCGAGAAAGAAAUGGAAGGUUGUCUACACAGAUGACGAGAAUGACAUGAUGAUGGUUGGAGAUGAUCCAUGGCACGAAUUCUGCACAAUAGUGAGGAAGAUUUACAUCUAUACGAUUGAGGAAGCCAAGAAGCCUUCACUUCCCCUCCCUGAAGUGAAACCUGACAAGCUGGUUCCUGAUGCUGCCAUCAGCUCUGAAGAACAAUCCUUGACUACGGGGUCCGACGACUGA
Fraxinus pennsylvanica is the source of this 1098-nucleotide messenger RNA. NCBI's taxonomy places the organism in Eukaryota, Viridiplantae, Streptophyta, Magnoliopsida, Lamiales, Oleaceae. The record is from the annotation of a GenBank genome assembly.